Messenger RNA from Pseudovirgaria hyperparasitica, 754 nucleotides. RefSeq lists its product as uncharacterized. NCBI's taxonomy places the organism in Eukaryota, Fungi, Ascomycota, Dothideomycetes, Acrospermales, Acrospermaceae. The transcript is spliced from 2 exons. The record is from RefSeq and is a predicted model, not a curated record. The coding region runs from base 141 to 602 and encodes 153 amino acids.
UUCUCCGUCAUCAACCGCCAUUUAAAGGUCUUUCUCUCUCUCUCUCGGACUACCACCAUACUCUGUUCCAGCACUGUCUCUGACCUUUAUAUCAUCCUCAUCAUCCACCAUCCUCUCACCCAGGACGUGAUAUCUGAACCAUGGCCGCCAACUUUCGCAUCGCCAUGCCUCCUCCUCAACCCUCCCACGCCAUCAAGUCUAGCUCUCGCCGCACACCGCUCACUCCCUCGACCAUCACACCGCCAUCAGUCAGCGCCCACACGCCCUCUGCGACGAGACACGAGCUCGGCAGUCCCACGAGGGCAGAGGCCCUUCUCGCAAAGGUUGCUCAACACCCUACCUACCGCCCCCGGCCGUCACCGCCCAGCAGUCCGGUAGCCUCCACGGCCGCCGGAGAGCGUCAACCGGUAGUUACUCGUGCCUACUCGGCCGACCAGUGGCAGCAACUUCACCAGCAACAUGCCCAGCUCCAGCGAUCGUAUUCUUCGCACCCGCGUCAAGACGGCUACAUCAGCUUUCCCGACUUUGAAAAGUACUGCGGCUACGACAAUAGCGCCGUCGCCUAUGAGCGUCGCCAAGAGCGAUCUAGUGUUUCUGGAUAAGUGCAAGGGAAAAUCCUCCGAGGCGCCGCACACACACACACACAUACACACACGUUGUGCAUGCAUGCUGCCAAUGCACCGGAUUUGAUCCCCCAUGAUGACUUGACGAAUCAAAACACACAAAACAAGUAUUAGAAUUAAACACCCGACGA